GCUAUACUCUUCUAGGAAAUCUAUCACUAUGCCUUCCCUGCCGUUAGUCAGGUACGCUCGUCUCGAAGACGUUUCCCUCAUUUUGCGAUUUAUUCGGGAAGCAGCAGAAGAACAGGCCCCUGGGGCUAAGGUAGCCGCAACUGAGGACAGUCUCGCCAAGACACUGCACUUCGGGCCGCCCUCAGAAUCAAGGACAGAAACAGGCACUCGGUUUGCAUGGGCGCUGCUCAUCUUUUCCCCGGACGAACAUCCUGCUGGGCUGUUGAUUUAUUAUCAUAAUUACUCAACAUGGAUGGCCGCGCCGGGUGUCUGUUUGGAGGAAUUGUAUGUUGUAUCGGAAUAUCGGCGUCUAGGCUAUGCACAAAUCCUGAUUGAGACCAUGGCAUCUGCAGCGGAAGCAGCAGGCUGUAUUAAAAUGGACUGGGUCUGCCUUUUGGAUAACAAGAGAGCACUUAAAUUCUAUGAAAAGCUGGAGGCAAAACGGAUGGAGGAUUGGGUCGUCUUAAAGGUUGACAAAGCCAGCACGGAAAAGCUCGCUGCUAGAGGGAAGCAGUCUGUUCUGUGUCCUGAAAUAAAUGGCACGAAUAUCUGAUAGCGGACGAACAGACUAAAACCCAUCAUGUAUCAUAAAAUCUGUAAGAUCGACGACAUUUUGUAUCUCAGAGUAUGGGCCAGUAGCCUGGGUAAACAAUAGUUCGACAUCUGGACAACAUCUGGCUCGACCACUUACAACUCCU
Trichoderma harzianum CBS 226.95 is the source of this 737-nucleotide messenger RNA. RefSeq lists its product as hypothetical. Lineage: Eukaryota; Fungi; Ascomycota; Sordariomycetes; Hypocreales; Hypocreaceae. The transcript is spliced from 2 exons. The record is from RefSeq and is a predicted model, not a curated record. The coding region runs from base 29 to 592 and encodes 187 amino acids. Gene Ontology annotation, molecular function: N-acetyltransferase activity.